Drosophila takahashii is the source of this 579-nucleotide messenger RNA. RefSeq names its product Chorion protein 15 (gene Cp15). The record is from RefSeq and is a predicted model, not a curated record. Gene Ontology annotation, biological process: multicellular organism development. Lineage: Eukaryota; Metazoa; Arthropoda; Insecta; Diptera; Drosophilidae. Gene Ontology annotation, cellular component: egg chorion.
AGGUCACGUAAAAAUCCAGGCUAAAUUUCGCCUAUAAAAGCGGGGCUUUCUGGUCGGUAAAUCAUAGUUUGAUUGAUUACCCCAAAGCAACAAAACUAAGCCACUCACCAUGAAGUACCUGAUCGUCUGUGUUACCCUCGCCCUGUUCGCCUACAUCAACGCCAGCCCAGUGUACGGCAACCGAGGAGGAUAUGGUGGCGGCUAUGGUGGCAUCCAGCGCGUCGUCUACGAGGAGGUGCCUUCCUACGGACGCAGCCACGGUGGCUACGACAGCUAUCCCCGCAGCCUGCGAUCGGAGGGCAAUGGAGGCAGUGCCGCCGCUGCCGCCGCCGCCUCCGCCGCUGCCGUGAAUCCCGGCAGCUACCGCCAGUUCGCCGUUCCCUCCUGGGAGAUCGACGGUGGCCGCGGCCAUGAGUACGGACACGGUGGCUACGGACGCGGCUACUAAUUUCCGCUCCCUCCCGCCAGCGAAUCGAACUAUCGACUCCUUGUUCAAAUCCUCGAGUGGCUGUCACAGCGAAACUCUGAGAAUCGGCUAAUAAAAACGAUCUGAACGCAAUGGAAAAUAUCGAACAAAAA